Messenger RNA from Spodoptera littoralis (African cotton leafworm), 1329 nucleotides. NCBI's taxonomy places the organism in Eukaryota, Metazoa, Arthropoda, Insecta, Lepidoptera, Noctuidae. The record is from the annotation of a GenBank genome assembly.
AUGGCUGGGUUCCAGACGAGUGACACCAUGCCCAAGUUCGGCCACGUGACGGACUUACGAGAGCAAUGGCUCGUACGUGCUGAUGGGGCGCUAGCGCACCGUCUACAGGAUCGAGAAAUCUCGUCUCAUCUGUGCGAAAAUAGAUAUCGCAACCAGCAGAUUCGCGAGGACUUCCCAAUAGCCCUAAACGAACAACGAGACAUAGAGCACGAAGUCCACCUGAGAGAACUUACUCGACGCCGACAGGCCGAAAUUGAUGCAGAAAUAGCACGAGAGAUGGCUGAAAUUAAUCUGCGCAGGCAACGCCGCCAGCGCUCCAGUGACAUGUUACAACAACCCAGCUCGUCUCGCGCUGCUCCCCCGGCCCCGCUUCCUGUUACUACUGUUCCAAGUGAAGAUAUCAAUCCAGAAGAGCUUGGUCUGUCUCCAACUGAACUUGAAGAAAUGAGGCGACGACUAGAACAAGAAGAGAAGGAUGCGAGACUUGCUAGGGAACUGAGCCAUGAAGACAACAACCAAGAUGCUUUAUUGGCUGACAUGAGAUGUGCAGUAGAAGCUCAAGAUGGUGAGUUGGCGAGAUUGUUGCAAGAGAGAGAAUACAAAAAACUUCAGAGAGCCAAGGAGAAGGCAAGACAGAAGGCUUUGUUGAAAAAACAGCAGAGAAUGGCUGCCCAGCAACAAGGCCUAGCACCUCAGGUAGACAGUGAAGCCACUUCUACUCCACAGGCAACACUGUGUGAUGCUUACAGCAACCCUCGAGACAUGAUUCGAGAGAACCGACUCAGACUGUGCAAAUCUGUUGACUCUGAUUUGCAUUAUGUUGAACCAUUUGAAAAAGAAUCCAUUCAAUCUAAAGCCAGUGCCUUGCAAUCCUUGGAGAUGUCAAAUCAGUAUUACACUCGACAACCUGAAGCUGGAACUUCAGGCAGUAAUCUCUCUCAUUGUCACUCACAAUCUAUGGAAGAUAAAAGGGUACCCAGUAACCAAAGUUCAAUGCAACACAGACAGCCUCCCCCUCCACCAACAACAAGCAAGAAGCCUCGUUUCCCAGACCCAGUGAGCAUCAGACCAGCCUCACACUACCCCACUGAGCAGUCAGUGCCAGAAAGUAUCCCUCCUUCCAACCUGGCUCACAGCUACAGUGAAAACAACAACCUGUACAGUUGUACGUACCCACCGGACAUCAGCCCACCACACAUGGUACAGGACAGACAUGACAACAAUAAACGGCUCUCUGUUAUAUCAGACAUCACUGCUGAAGGUUUGGCCAAAAAGAAAAGUAAGCAAGCUGACAUUAACAAGAAAAGAAAGGGAUGCAAAAUACAGUGA